Messenger RNA from Calliphora vicina (urban bluebottle blowfly), 954 nucleotides. RefSeq lists its product as uncharacterized. The transcript has 4 exons. NCBI's taxonomy places the organism in Eukaryota, Metazoa, Arthropoda, Insecta, Diptera, Calliphoridae. Bases 1 to 954 code for a protein of 317 amino acids. The record is from RefSeq and is a predicted model, not a curated record.
AUGCGGCAGCAUGCCACAACAUCACGAGCUAACGAAACACCGCCAGAACGAGAACUACGCAUAGAAAAUAUGCGGCAUCAUGCCACUACAUCACGAGCUAACGAAACGCCAUCAGAAAGGGAAGGGCGCCUUCAAGGUCUGCGUCACCAUGCCACAACAUUGAGAGCAAAUGAAACAUCAGAACAACGAGAAGCACGCAUGGAAGCCCAGCGUAUUCAAACAUCAUCAAGAAGAGCAGCAGAGAGGUCAGAGCAACAAGAACAAAAUCGCAAUCGAAUGGCGGUUAAUCGUCGGAAUACUUCUGAUGCUUACGCACGUAUUGCAUUUAAUUACAGAACAGAUAUGGACUAUGCUAAUGAUAUAUUAGUGGCAAUUGGUCCCAUGAAUGUAGUUUGCCAAUAUUAUAUGCUUCCACCACCAGAACCUUUAAAGUCACUGAUUUCAGGAACUAGCGAGGAUUCUCGAAAUUUUCUUAGUAACAUAAGAAAAUAUAAUUCGUGUUUUCAAAUGACAUCAUUCGGAGCUACUAAAGUAGUUCGAGAUAAUUACAUGCCAACAUUUCGUGUGCAAGGACAAAUAUAUCAUCUAAUGGGAUCAAUUUUGCCAAUUCCAAAUGAAGAGCCCAAGUUUCUUCAAAUUUAUUUCAUGGGACAGGCAGAUGAUAAUGUUCAGGUACAACAACGGCAGCAUUAUAACCCUGGAACAAAGCAACGUAUUGUAGCUGAAUUACAGGUAAUGUUUCAUGAAAACAACGAAUUAAUAAGGACCUUUAAGCAAGCCAAAGAUGACCCGCGAUUAUGUACAGAUGACCACGUCAUAGCGAUUCAUGAUAAAACACCAGCUGGACAACACCAAGGACGUUACAAUGCACCCACAAUGGACGAUGUGGCAAUUCUAAUGGUUGGUGAUCCAAUAGCCCCACGUGAUAUUAUUAUUCGUAGACGUGACAUGUAA